AUGGCCGCUGUAAAUGUUUAUCACACAAGUGUCACAACAGACAAUCUUAGUCGAAAUGAUAUUUUACAAUGGAUAAACACAGCAUUAGAAGCAAACUUUACCAAAGUUGAAGAUCUCUGUUCCGGUUCGGCUUAUUGCCAAUUCAUGGAAAUGAUGUUUCCAGGUAGACGACUUCGUAGCAUCUUCAGAGCUAUAGGUUCACGAUCAAAACGGGUGAAAUGGUGCACUAAACUCGAGCAUGAAUAUAUCAAUAAUUUCAAAGUUCUUCAAGAAUAUUUCAAAGCAUUAGCUGUAGAUAAGAUCGUGCCUGUUGAGAAAUUAGUCAAAGGAAAAUUUCAGGAUAAUUUUGAAUUUGUUCAAUGGUUCAAGAAAUUUUUCGAUGCCAACUACACAGCCGCACAUGAUUAUGAUCCUGUUGCUGCUCGUGAUGGGCAACCUUUAGGCAGCGGAGGUGGUAAAGGAACAACUGCCAGUUCCGGCAUUCGUGCACCACCUGCCUCUCGACCGGCACCAGUGGUACGAGCUGCACCGGCGCCAACAAGAGCGCCCAUAGCUGCUACCAAACCCAUGCAACAACAUCAACCAAAAAUUUCGCCAUCAGUUAAUCGUCCUGGUGGCGGUAGUAGUGGCCACCAUAUUGAUUCUCAUCAUGGAUCGCAUAGUCAUGACAAUCUUCGUCUACAACAAGAAAUUGAUAAUUUACAAGAAAUUAUUCAACAACAUGCAGCACAAAUAGCUGGCUUGGAAAAAGAACGGGAUUUUUAUUAUCAAAAAUUACGUGAUGUGGAAGUUAUUUGUCAAGAGCCUGAAUGCGAUUCACUGCCACAAACGCAAAGAAUUCUAGAAAUACUCUAUGCGACAGAAGAGGGUUUUGCCCAACCUGAUCAAGAGAACGGUAAUGGUGAAGCCGAAGAUGUUAAUGGUAUCACUGUCGGCAGUAAUGGUAAUGGUUCGGCUCUUGUCGGGGGCGAAGAAGAUACUUACUAA
Messenger RNA from Adineta ricciae, 987 nucleotides. NCBI's taxonomy places the organism in Eukaryota, Metazoa, Rotifera, Eurotatoria, Adinetida, Adinetidae. The record is from the annotation of a GenBank genome assembly.